Molecule: messenger RNA, 3360 nt
Organism: Talaromyces marneffei
Lineage: Eukaryota; Fungi; Ascomycota; Eurotiomycetes; Eurotiales; Trichocomaceae
Exons: 13
Coding region: 1-3360 (1119 amino acids)
Biological process (GO): regulation of protein stability; protein deubiquitination
Cellular component (GO): nucleus; cytosol
Molecular function (GO): cysteine-type deubiquitinase activity; protein binding; cysteine-type endopeptidase activity
Source: RefSeq, a predicted model, not a curated record
AUGGCCAAUCUUGGGGAGAGCGAGAUGCUCUACGAUGGAUACGACCAAUACAACAAUGACCGCACCGAUGUUAUCGUCGUGUCUCGAUCAGGUUCCGAGGAUGAACCCGAGUCCGAGCCACUUGCGAAUGAUUUCCCGGCCAUGAUGGCACGAGUCCUUCCCAAGGAUCCCGAAUUAGAGACCGAAGCUGAGACUUAUAACACAUGGCAUAUCAAAGACUGGCGGAAGCUAAAAAAGAAGGAACAUGGACCUAUUUUUGAAUGUGGAGGAGCUCCAUGGCGAAUUCUCUUCUUUCCUUACGGCAAUCAAGUCGACCAUGCCUCGUUUUAUCUCGAGCAAGCUUGGGAAAAGGAGCCCCCGGAGAAUUGGUAUGCAUGUGUACAGUUCUCCUUGGUCUUGUGGAAUGUAAACGAUCCUUCCAUACAUAUUUCUCAUGUUGCUACACAUCGAUUCAAUGCUGAGGAAGCCGACUGGGGUUUCACCCGGUUUGCCGAGUUGAGAAGGCUCUUCCAUAUGGGCUUUGAAGGUCGAGGAACUCCUUUGGUUCAAAAUGAUGAGGCCAUGGUCACUGCCUAUGUUAGGAUCGUAAAAGACGCUACGGGAGUUCUAUGGCAUAGUUUUCAGAACUACGACUCAAAGAAAGAAACUGGGAUGGUAGGUCUGCGAAAUCAAGGCGCGACGUGCUAUCUCAACUCUCUACUUCAGUCAUUGUAUUUUACAAACGCAUUUAGAAAGGCUGUAUAUCAAAUUCCGACCGAUGAAGAGGCUACAAGAGAGAAUAGUGCAUGGACCCUUCAACGGCUCUUCUUUAAUCUUCAAACCAACGAGAACGCCGUCUCUACCACAGAACUUACAGCAUCUUUUGGCUGGGAAUCUCGACAAAUCUUCGAACAACAAGACGUUCAAGAACUAUGCCGCAAACUUAUGGAAAGACUCGAGGAGAAGAUGAAAGGAACACCCGCCGAAAAAGCUCUUCCAGAUCUAUUCGUUGGAAAGACAAAAACAUAUCUCUCGUGUAUUAAUGUCAACUAUGAGUCGUCUCGUGUAGAGGAGUUCUGGGAUAUUCAACUCAACGUCCGAGGCAACAAGACACUGGAUGACAGCUUCAAAGACUACAUUCAAGUCGAAACACUCGAAGGCGAGAAUAAGUAUGAUGCAGGCCCGCCAUACGGUCUCCAGGAUGCCAAGAAAGGCGUGAUAUUUGAAAGCUUUCCCCCGGUUCUACAUCUUCACUUGAAGCGAUUCGAGUACGACAUUAACAGAGAUGCCAUGAUGAAGAUUAACGACCGUCACACCUUUCCAAUGGACAUUGAUCUCAGUCCUUAUCUUUCAGACGAUGCAGACAAAUCUGAAUCAUGGGAGUAUCAGCUUCAUGGAGUUCUUGUACACAGUGGAGAUUUCAAUGCUGGCCAUUAUUACGCAUUUUUGAAGCCUACCAAGGAUGGCAACUUUUACCGUUUCGAUGACGACAAAGUCAUUCGUGCCACCGACAAGGAGGUUCUCGAGGAGAACUACGGCGGAGAAUAUGACUUAUCCAACGGUUCAAUAGCCAUGAAGCAACAAUACGCCAGAGGGUUGUCAACAAAGCGCUCGAUGAACGCAUACAUGUUGGUGUACAUUCGGAAGACACGACUAGACGAUGUGUUACUUCCUAUAACCAAAGAAAAUGUCCCAUCACAUAUAGAAACCCGCUUGGUAGAAGAACGUGCUGAAUUGGCCCGAAGAAGGAAGGAAAGAGAGGAGGCUCACUUAUACAUGAAUGUCGGAGUGCUUGAUGACACGACUUUCCAAGCUCAUCAUGGCUUUGAUCUUACGAGUUCUGAUCUUCCAAGUGGAGACGCCGCUCUACCCAAGUCAUAUCGCAUUCUUCGUACGAAGAAGGUUAGCGAGUUCGCACAGGAGCUUGCUGAGGAGAAGGGAUUAAAUCCGAAACAAGUCCGACUGUGGGUUAUGGUCAACCGACAAAACAAAACGAUCCGCCCUGAUCAGGUGAUCCAGAACACAGACAUGACCAUGGAAGAAGCCUGGAGCCGACUUUCAACUAAGAACAACCCUCUGAAAGUGUGGAUGGAAGUUGGUGAACUUGGGCCAGAUGGCGCUGCGUUGUGGCCAGAGGCUGGCUCCUCUGUCCUCAUAUUUCUCAAACAUUUCGAUGUGCCUAGUCAAACUUUGACAGGUGUCGGAUCGGUGUAUGUUCGUAAGAAUCAAAAAGUGGCAGAUCUUGCACCCACCAUCCUAGAGAAAAUGGGUUGGACACCGGGAACUGAAUUCCUACUUUUCGAGGAAAUCAAACACACGAUGGUUGACCCAAUGAAACCGAAGCAGACUUUCCAGCAGUCUGAGAUACAGGACGGAGAUAUCAUUACUUUUCAACGAUCAUACAAGGAAACCGACCUUCCCCCCACCGCACUGUAUACCGAGACUCGGCAAUAUUAUGACUAUCUUUUGAACCGCAUGAAAGUCAAGUUUGCCCCUCUAAAGAGACAAGGAGACGAGUUUGUCCUUACACUCAGUCGAAAGAUGACGUAUGACCAAUUUGCGAAGAAAGUUGGCGAGCAUCUUGGCAUCGAUUACAGCCAUCUCCGAUUUUGUCCUGUGCUCGCAACUAACGGCAAGCCCAAACAACCUAUUAAGCGAACAAUCAACCAGACAUUGUUUCAGAUCCUAAACGGACAGUAUGGAAGCUACGGGUAUAGCAUGCAUCUGCCAGAUGCCCUUUACUACGAAGUUCUCGAUACGAGUCUUAGUGAAUACGAAACAAAGAAGACAUUGAAAGUGACUUGGCUUAUUGACGGUAUCAACAAGGAGACGACCUAUGAACUGCUUGUACCUAGAACCGGCACUGUCAGCGACGUAUUAGCUGCACUUCAGAAGAAAGCAGAUUUUGAUGACGAGUCAAUGCAGUCUAUCCGAAUAUACGAGGCACAGAACGGCAAGCUUCACAAGGAACUUCGACAUGAUCUUACUAUUACUGGACUGAAUGAAUAUGUGUCGCUUUACGCGGAGAAAAUUCCAGAGGAAGAGCUCAAUAUGCAAGGCGAUGAGCAUCUCAUUACAGCGUUCAACUUCGACCGGGAACCGACCAAGUCGCACGGCAUUCCGUUCAAAUUUGUCGUCAAGCCUGGUGAGAUUUUCAAGCAAACCAAAGAACGAUUAUCGAAACGGACUGGUAUUAAGGGCAAGCAAUUCGAGAAGAUCAAGUUUGCCGUUGUUCCUCACGGGAUUUACCAAAAUCCCAGAUAUCUAGAAGAUGAUGAUAUCCUUUCAGACGUGGCCACCGAAGCUAAUGAUACCUUGGGACUUGACCAUGUGAAUAAGAACCGAAGCUUUUGGAGAGGUGAGACGUUUUCUAUCAAAUAA